Aspergillus saccharolyticus JOP 1030-1 is the source of this 540-nucleotide messenger RNA. Its product is annotated as E2 ubiquitin-conjugating protein UBC8. Gene Ontology annotation, molecular function: ubiquitin conjugating enzyme activity. The transcript is spliced from 5 exons. Gene Ontology annotation, biological process: protein polyubiquitination; ubiquitin-dependent protein catabolic process. Gene Ontology annotation, cellular component: nucleus. Bases 1 to 540 code for a protein of 179 amino acids. Lineage: Eukaryota; Fungi; Ascomycota; Eurotiomycetes; Eurotiales; Aspergillaceae. The record is from RefSeq and is a predicted model, not a curated record.
AUGAGUGACUACGAGGUGACUCUAGUCAAUGAUAAUAGUAUGCAAGAAUUCUACGUGCGCUUCAAGGGGCCUGAGGAGAGUAAAAAUCGUAUUGACCAAACCCAAGCCCCGUUCGCCGGUGGCCACUGGAAGAUCCACGUCGAACUCCCCGAUCAGUACCCCUACAAGAGCCCCAGCAUCGGUUUCGUCAACCGGAUUUUCCACCCCAAUAUCGAUGAACUCUCUGGCUCCGUCUGCCUCGACGUCAUCAAUCAGACCUGGUCCCCCAUGUACGACAUGAUCAACAUCUUCGAGGUCUUUCUUCCUCAGCUCCUCCGCUACCCGAACCCGUCCGAUCCUCUCAACGGCGAAGCAGCAGCCAUGCUCAUGCGGGAGCCCAAGACUUACGAUGCCAAAGUCAAAGAGUAUGUCGCCAAAUACGCUAGCAAAGAGGCCGUCGACGAAGCCGGCGAAGACACCGAGUCGGAAGACGAGCUCAGCUCCGCCGGAAGCUACGAGUCCGACGGCGAGGAACCGGCCGGUACGAUGGAUGAUGUUUAA